UUCAUUAUAGAUCUUUUGGAAUAGGAGUUACUGGUUAUAAGUGAACCAAAACACAACAAAAAUACAGAAACAAGAUAGUAAUAGAAAGGAAAAUUGAAAUAAAAUAUGUAUACUGGAGCUUGGCUUUAACCCAACAGAAACAACAAGAAAGCAAUAUCCAGACUUAAAUAGAACACAAAGUAUAGCUACCAACAUCUAUGUACCAGAAACACACCAAGCAUUUCCUCUCCAAAAAGAGAUGUUUUGGAAAUUGGAUAAAACUCAUGUGGAUAUUGAAUAUCUAUGAUACUGAAUAAACAUAUGAAUGAAUAUAUUCAAAUGUGUACAGGAUUGUUAACCAAGCCUAUUUAAAUAAGUAAAUUGAAUCAAAAAGGGUCUCAACACUGCUUGAAGAGGACAGUCAAACCUCUACCUGGAAAUGUAUUUGACAUGCUUAUCACUGCCUUGUAAUUGAUGAAAGGUUGUAAAGACAGACAGCUUCAAGUAAAACACAUUAUUUCUACAAUGUUAAUUCAAGUGUAAUUGAGAAGAGUUAGAGUUCCCUCAAAAUCAGGGUAAGGUGGCCACAUUGCUGUGAUAGAUAUCUCUAGGCUCAAAACUUAGUCAAAGCUCAUAACCCCCCAGGCACCAAUGACAUCUCAAAGCCUAAGAUGUCAUAAAGGUAGCUCCUGACCAAUGAGGUGCAGAAGCUGAGGGUGCAAUGGGCCUGACUGAACAUUGUCUUCAGAGAACCAGUCCUGCUGGUGAACCAGGCAGAGCUUACCGGAGCCCAAACCAUCAAACCAUCAUGUCGGGGAAGAAGAGCCAAGAGAAGUCUUGCAGCGACAACAAGCAGAUGGAUGAUCCUUCUUCUAGGCCUGAGGUGCAGGUGCCUGUGAACUAUGUGUACCGCCUACUGCAGGAGGAGCAAUACACCCCCUGCCUAGGUUCCACAACCUCUGAUUUCCUCCUUGCCAUGCUCGAUUACCUUACCGACUACAUCCUGGAGGUGGUGGGCUCCGAAGCCAACAUCAACAGCCAGCAAACUAUUUCACAAGAUAGAGAGAGACAGAGAGAGAAUGACCGUGAACCCCCUCAAGCCUUCAAGAAUGCGCCUUUCUCUCUGUUUGAUGAGAUGCCUGGACCCAGAAGGAAUGGCUAAAGAAUGGGGUUCACAACCCAAGAGUGGGAAGCCUCACAAACUCAGCUAGAACCAUGAAGGCUAAUAGCAGAGGAGGCUGCCCCCUGUGUCCAUGAAUACUAAUAAAAUGUU
Messenger RNA from Rattus rattus (black rat), 1252 nucleotides. Its product is annotated as huntingtin-interacting protein M. Lineage: Eukaryota; Metazoa; Chordata; Mammalia; Rodentia; Muridae. Bases 701 to 1141 code for a protein of 146 amino acids. The transcript has a single exon. The record is from RefSeq and is a predicted model, not a curated record. Gene Ontology annotation, molecular function: DNA binding; structural constituent of chromatin; protein heterodimerization activity. Gene Ontology annotation, cellular component: nucleosome.